UUUGGAGUCGACUUUCGCUCAGUCAUCCACAGAAGGCGCCGCUCGCUGCUCAAGUAAAGAUGCCGUACACUUCGUGGGUCUCGUGUUUGUGGAUUACUUUGCUGCUAAGCUGCACGGGCAUGGCUGGCGCGAGGAGACCUGAGUCCUCAGCCUCUCUGGGCAGCCUGUUCCGCGCUAGGUGUGCCGCGAGAUGCCUCAGCCUCUAUAACACUCGCAUCGCCUCCUCCUACAGGAUCGCGCAGGUGAACGGCUCUCUGGGCUGGUGCCAGGACCACAAGCAGUGUGCCAAGUGCUUGGAGCCAUGCAAGGACUCCUGGGAGCUGCGGGAUGGGCCAUGUCGUGAUCUGUGUGAGGGGUCGUUUCCUAGGAAACAUGGGGAGUGUGUGACGAGCUGUGAGUUCCUGCGCUCGGUGAUGGCGGAGAAGCAGGGCGAGUGCCCCACCGAAGGGUUACCAAGCCCCUUCGCCAAGCCUUCGUGGGAGAGCUGCGAGGAGGACGGCGAGUGCUCCGCUCACAAGAAGUGCUGCUCCAACGGCUGCGGCCACACCUGUCAGCAGCCCAAGAACCUCUACAGGGGUGCUCCUCUGAAGCCGCGCAAGGAGCUGGCGUUCGAGGAGUUGCCGCGCGGCGGACUGGAGGUGCGCUGGUCCUCACGCUUCAACGUGUCGGCCGAGCCUGUGGUGUACGUGCUGGAGCGCCGCUGGAACUACGGCAUCCAGCCCAGCGAGGACAGCGCCACCCCAUGGGAGGUGGUGGCACAGACCACGGAGGAGCGGGCCAGUCUACCAGACACGCGGCCCGGCAGGUGGUACCAGUUUAGAGUCUCUGCCAUCAAUGUCCAUGGAACCAGAGGACCCACCACACCCAGCAGACACUACCGAUCCACAAAAGACCCUGCUGCUCCCUCCACCCCUAGUGACCUCAGGCUGGUGAACUUGACCGUUGGCGGCGAUGGCGCUCUGACUGCCCGUCUGGGCUGGGCUUUGCCCAGCAACCCUGACAUCCCUGUGCACCACUACAGGGUCUCCUGGAGCUGGACUGGAAACGCAGGGGCUGAGUCACCCCCGAGAGUCAAACGCAGGAAGACUGCUACUGGGAUGAUCUUCCCAGCAGAAAUAAAUUGUAUAACUUACAAUCAGUUCCCCUCUUCUUCUCCAGCAGAGCCCCCAACUGACCGGUCUCCUGCCGGGAAACAGUCGUCUGACCUCAUGGAUGUGGGAACGCCAUUCUACCAGGACGGCCAGCUGCAGGUCCGAGUCUAUUGGAAGAGGAGAGAUACCUCCGUGGGGCGCUACCGUGUCCAGUGGACUCCUGAGGUCUGCAGCCAUAACCAGACCAGAACCACUGAGAAGAUCAACACCGAGGAGAAUUUUGCCAGUCUGCCCAACCUGCUGUUCUCGUGUAAGUACACAGUGACCAUCCAUCCCGCGGGCACCAAGGGCCGUGCCCAGGCCGAGAGCACCAGCUUCUACACCCCUUCCUGUGCCACUCUCCGUGCCAAGAGCUCCAAACAUAUCCCCUGCCCUGGAGACAUAAUGGGUCUGUCUCUCCCUAAGACGUCCGCUCGGGCUGAGAACCUGACGGCCUCGUUCUCCGUCCAGCAGGGGAACGUGACGGCGCUCUUCUCCUGGAGCGUGGCUCCGACCCGCCCGCCUCCGCCGGUCACCGGCUUCCAGGUCACGUGGACGGAGAUGAUGGGUGAGGGCCGCAAGAACGGCCUGCCCAACAGCCUGGUGUCUCAGUCGCAGAUCCUGCCCCCAGACCACAGGCUCCUGCUGGUGUCGGGGCUGCAGCCAGCGUCUCUCUACCGGCUGGAGGUCCAAGUGCUGACAGCCACCGGGGAGGGACCGGCCACCCUCAGGACCUUCCAGACGCCCAACACGCCCAGAAGAGUGCAGCCUUACCGUCUGCGUCUGAAGAAGCACCAUGCCAAGGCACUGGUGGAGCGCCACUGAGCUCAGAGGCACCGGACAGCCCUCCAGGCCAGAGGAAGCGGAUCUCUGCCACCGAUGGGACAGCAGGAGAGAGUGACCACCAAGAACCUCAACGACAGCAAAGUGGAGGGAAGGAUGGACGGAGGAGAGUGAAGCUGGGAGGCGGAGGAGUGGUGCAUCGCUCUGGUCCACAGGAUCUCUUCACCCCAUCCACCCACCCACCCAAACACUCUCCCCUCUUUAACUCUGGAAAACCUCCAGUGCUCUCCAACACAACUGGACUUUGGACAUGAUUGGUGUAAAACAAGAGUUUUGGAAAAUUUUAAUCUAAUGUGUGAUAUGCUUGUGAUGGAAUACUAACCCCC
Messenger RNA from Alosa alosa (allis shad), 2299 nucleotides. RefSeq names its product anosmin-1-like. Gene Ontology annotation, biological process: neuron differentiation. The record is from RefSeq and is a predicted model, not a curated record. Gene Ontology annotation, molecular function: peptidase inhibitor activity; protein binding. Gene Ontology annotation, cellular component: cell surface; extracellular region. Lineage: Eukaryota; Metazoa; Chordata; Actinopteri; Clupeiformes; Clupeidae.